GAGAAAUUGUAUUUACCAUCAUGCGUCAGAGUGAAUAUAAACCUUAUUCUAUUUCCAAACUGUAUACUGACAAAGACUGGUUUAUAGAAUACUGACUCUAAAUAUAUAGAUAACUCUAGUGUUAGGGUAUUUCUAAAACUAACUAUUGGUCUUGUUCUAUGUUUAUAACAAGUAGGACUUUUAUCUUAAAUGAUCCCUAUUCCCAAUACAUUUAGAACUGAGAAUUUGAGAAAGUUUCCCCAACAGCAACACUUCAUAAGUUUCCCGAUCUCUGAGAAAAGGUUAUUAAUUUCAGCUUCGAAGAUAUCUUGGACUGCAUGCAAAACUCAGCAUUGCUUUAAAUAGUCGUUCAGUAUACGGAAUGCUGAUUGAUUCUAAGGAAUUGAGAAUUGCUUAUGCUACACCAUCUUUAGCUGACGCUGUUGGAUGGCCAUGGAUAAAACUUUUAGGUGCUCCAUUACACAAACUUGUCAAAUUCACGGAAUCAUCUCCGAAUUCUAAGGAAAUUACAAAGAAAUUAUUAUCUAAAUCCCAUUGGUCUUCAUUAACCACUCAAUCAACUUUUAAUGCGACAAAAAAUGCUUCCAUCUCUGACUCUUCUUAUUCUCCCGUCACUUCUAACAACAAUAAUAAUUCCCCUGUAAAUAUUGAAUCAAAUAAUGAGUUCAGUCUACCUGAAUUUAUAACCUUAUCCAAGUUAAUUCCUUACAAACAACCAACAUUGUCUACAACAAAAAUUAAUAAACCCGAUGAUAUAAACUCCAAAUAUUCCCCAACUCUUCCUGUUAACACCAGAGGAUUUGACACCAGUUUCAAUAUAAACAGUGAAAUAAAUACUGAAGUUAAUUCUAUCAAAGAUAGGAUGGAGUAUAAAAUAUCUAAUCCUCAUCGAUUAAAACGUUCAGAUCGUUGUUCAACUUAUAACAAAUAUCCCCUUUCAUCAUCUGUAACAGGAGUGUCAUCUUCGAAUGCUACAUCAAAUACGAUUAGUUCAGGUGAUAAUAGUAGUAUUAAUAACAGUGAUAAUUUGACAUUUAAUGAUUGUAGUUCAUCAGCAACGAAAUCAUUUGAUCAAAAGACAUGGAUUAAUCCUACAGACAAUGAUAAUGAAUUGAUUUGUUACUGUUGGACCACUGCGAUAAUUAAUACGCUUGACGGGUGUUCAAGUGAAUUAAAUCAAAUUUUAGAUACAUUAAAUGUAUCUGAUGUAAAUAAUCCUACAGUCAAUAAUGAUUCUAAUAACAAUAUUGAUGAUAUUAGUAAAUGUUUAAUGGACGACGGAUUAUUGAUGGAUAUUAUCACCGAUAAUGAUGCAUUUUCGUCAGAUCCAUUAAACUUUGAUUCAUCAUGGCCUAGAUCACCUUCGUCUUCAUCUGUAACUAAUGCUACAAACAAUUCAUGCGAUUUCCUUGAUGAUUUUAGUUGGCCAACAUCUACUGGAUUAUAUUUAUGCCUUUUACAACCUAUAAAUAAUUACGGUUCAACAAUGUACCCUUCCACUGAAAAUACAGUGACUGAUACUGGUGUUACUACCAGCAAAGACAAUGACACUGUGGAUAGUGAUAAACUCUCUAAUUCAUCUCUUUCUGAACCAACUGAAGAGGAAGAAAAAUAUGAUUCUGCUGAAAAACCAGAUUGUCUCCUUCCUUCUACACCGUGUAAAAGUAUGAAUAGUAAUUGUUCUGAUAAAUCAGAACUGGAGUCAUCCAGCCUUGCCUUAUCAUCACCAUCAUUAUCAACACCGUUAUCAAUACCAACAUUGUCCCAACAAAGUAAUGAUUGUUCACAACCGAAAUCCUCCCACUGUCUUACAUAUUUAAAUUUUGCACUAAAGAUUGAGACAAUAGAGGGGAAUUAUCAGGAGUGUUUCAAUGUUAAUGAGGACAGCAGCUUAAUUGGCUAUUCUUAUUUGGAAUUUAUUCAUCCUGAUGAUUUACAACAAGUGAUUAAUAUUUUUGAUAAUGUAACACACACCAGUUCUCCCAGAUGGAUUAGUCCAUAUAGAAUAUCAGUACCAAAUGAAAAUUUAAAUAUUACAGUCGAAAAAUCAUUUCAAUGGAUACGCAGUUUAGUAUUUUACAAUAAAGUAGACAAGAUAUUUGUUUGUUUUCAUCGAUUCCUUGGAUUAUGCGAAUCCACGUCAUAUGCUGUCAGUUGUAAUCAACGACUGUGCUGUAAAGACUUUGAAAACUUACUUGCACAAUAUCAAUUCAAGACAAACAAUGACAAUCAAACGCCUCAAGUUGAAGUGAGCCAACCAACAACUUGUAAUACUUCAAACAAAUCUUCUGCUAAUAAUCAUAAUCAGACUAAAAAUAGACAAACUCGUUCAUCACAUCCAUCCAUUCGUCCUGUUCGUAUGAAAUCUUCAACGACAAAUAAAAAAUCUACAAAUACACUGGUGAAUAGCAGAAGUAAUAAUAAUAUGAAUAAUAAUAAUAAUAGUAAUAAUUCCAAACCAGUUAAAUUCUUUCCUAUUCAGUCUAUUCGACCGAUAAAGCAAAGAUUACCACAAGGAUGUAAUCAGAUCGUCUAUGCAAAUAAUCCCAUAAAAACAAUUCAGUUCCCAUUAUUACAUAACUCCAAAAAUAUCCGUGUGCCUUAUUCAUCUUAUUCAAAUAAUAACUUAUACAGCAGUAUUAAUAGCAACAACAACAACAACAAUGCUAGUCAUUUCCUUAUUAAUAGGGAAAAUAGUAUGAAUUCUGUUCUGAAUAUUUCAGCAAUUAAAUCUUCACUUCAUCCUAAUUUAUCAACUAUCCCAUAUUUUUCCAGAUCUGUAUUACCAGUGGUUAGUUACAAACCGUCAUCAUCAUCAUCAUUAUCAUCACCUUCAUCCUGCUCCUCCUCACUGCCAAAACGGAUAGUCUUUCUCUCUUCCUCUUCACCUUCAAUAACAAUGUCUACUGUACCAGGUUCUGUGAAGAAAUUUCAGUCCCUUACAACAUUUAGAUAUAAAAAUCGAACUAAUAAUAAAAAUGAUAGAUACACUGAUUAUCGGACUAUAAUACCUUGUACUACUAUCACUAAUAAUAAUGAUAAUAAUAAUAUGCGUUUCACAUAUUUACAGAUGAAUAAUUCUUAUAAUCAAAAGGUGUUAAUUCCUGAAACCAACCAAUCAUUGAAUACAUUUGAAACAAAUGGAAAAAGCAUGAAUAAUGGUCAGUGUAAACCUGGUGAUAAUUUAUCAGUCUUAACAGAUAACUCAUCUUCCCCAUCUCACUCAGGAUAUUCUCAUGAUUCAAGUACUUCCAAUUGUGUUAGCCCAAAUGAAUUCAAUCUUACUGACUUUGAUGUAAAUAUGCAAAUGGAAGCAACUGUCAGUGAAUUAUUGGCAUCAGUCCCAUCCCCAUGUAAAUCAGCUUUUGAAGAGGAUAAAAUUAUGCAGAUAGAUUCAAAUUCUAGUUUAUAUGACUCUGAUGUUAUUCAGUAUGAUGAAUCAAGUUUUCCUCCACUGACGGAUUCAAAUUUAGAUGGCGAAGAUUUCACUGGAUUUCAAUCGGAUUUCAUUAAUGAUUCGAUUAUUUUGAGUGGCUGAGAUAAAUAAAUUAAAUAUUGUCAAGUAAAAGGGAAUAGAAAAUCAACGUUGAAUAGGGGACAAAUCAAGGCAUUCAGCAUAUCUGACUUCUUUUACUGUAUUUCUUUCCGCCGACCAAAUAGAUCUUUCAUAUAUGUAUACAUAUGUAAGUGUAUUGCACACACUUUCUUAUCUCCUGCUUCUUUCUGCCUUCUCCUUAUAAAAACAAAAUGAGCAAUACAUUCAAAAUAAUUAUGAUAUAUUAUUAUGUAUCCAUAAUAAUAGUUAUUAACAAUAAUAAUAAUAAUACCUUGAUAAUUAUUUAACUUGUUUAUAGUAAUUUAUUUUAUAACUCAAUGAGAUUCAAUAAAUAUUUACAAGUAUUGAUGCGAUAAUAUGCAUAUAUUUUUACCUACCAACUGACUUUAUCCACCUAUCCGUUUUAUUUUUCAUCUUUCAUCCUUCACUUGUAACACCCUCAAAGCUACCUACCUAGGCUCCCUUUUCCUGCCAACUUCAGCUUACUAGAUCGUGCUCACACUGUUUAUACUCUAAAGCAAAACAAUCUAUGUAUAUUAUACAAGUAAGCAAGUGUGUAUUGAAUGAAUUAAUGUGAGUACUGUUUUAUAUUGUUGUAUACGAAAAUUAAACAAAAACUUGAACCAAAUUGAAAUAUAAUAAACAACAAUAACAAAAA
This is a messenger RNA of Trichobilharzia regenti, 4214 nucleotides long. The record is from the annotation of a GenBank genome assembly. Lineage: Eukaryota; Metazoa; Platyhelminthes; Trematoda; Strigeidida; Schistosomatidae.